Molecule: messenger RNA, 435 nt
Organism: Hevea brasiliensis (rubber tree)
Lineage: Eukaryota; Viridiplantae; Streptophyta; Magnoliopsida; Malpighiales; Euphorbiaceae
Exons: 1
Coding region: 1-435 (144 amino acids)
Source: RefSeq, a predicted model, not a curated record
AUGACUACUUUUGCUACGAUUAUAGAAAAGAUCGAGAAUAAACUUGUAGGGUGGAAGGAACAAUUGCUUUCACAAGGUGGCAAAGAAAUUCUAAUCAAAGUAGCAAUGAUGGCCAUUCCUAUUUUUGCUAUGUCAUGCUUCAAGUUGCCCUUAUCCCUUUGUCAUCAAAUUAACACACUAGUAGCAAACUUUUGGUUGGGGAACAAGGUGGAUGAGGGAAAGCAAUACUGGGUGGCAUGGGAUAAAGUGUGCACCUUGAAGCUUAAAGGUGGUAUAGGGUUUAAGAAUUUGGAAUCCUUCAACUAUGUGCUUUUGGUGAAACAAGGGUGGAAAAUAUUAUCCAACCCAGAUUCCUUAUCGUCCAAAGUUUUGAAAGGGUGUUAUUUUCCCUACAUGUCCUUCUUUAAAGCCCAAAGGCACAACCAAUCCUCUUAG